Molecule: messenger RNA, 545 nt
Organism: Aplosporella prunicola CBS 121167
Lineage: Eukaryota; Fungi; Ascomycota; Dothideomycetes; Botryosphaeriales; Aplosporellaceae
Exons: 1
Coding region: 102-494 (130 amino acids)
Source: RefSeq, a predicted model, not a curated record
GCGGAGCACACCGGCAUGUUUCAACGAAGAUAAAAUCUGUAGAUCGUAAUGAUAAUCAUCGACAUGUCUCAAGGAAAGCCGGCGCCCGCUGCCACGGUUGCAUGCCCAUGCAUGUCUCUGAACCUCCUCCCAUGGAGCAAUCCGUGCACACCACCGUCGCCCGCCGCCACCGAGAAAUUGCCGCACGGCAUGAAAGCACGCGCCGGGAAACGGACUCGGUCGCUGGGGCCCUUGCUUCGGGGCUGGCGGCGCUGCGCUCGUUGUGGGCGUCGUCGCCGUCACCGUCGUUGCGCACUGAGCACGAGAUAGUUGUUACUUGGUACGCUUGGAUACUACUAAGCCCUCCCUUCCCCCCACGCAAGUUCCAGAUCAAUAUCAAUAGCGUUGUGUUGUAUAUGUAUGUAUGUAUCAUGCCACGCCUAGCGUUUGUACAGCACAGAAAACAGGGUAUCCCACCCGCCGCCGCAGCAGCAAAAAAGAAAAAGAAUAAAUGAAUAAACAGAAAAAGAAGAACUGAACCCAAAAAAAGAGUCCGCGCCAUAUGG